Messenger RNA from Rotaria socialis, 3948 nucleotides. NCBI's taxonomy places the organism in Eukaryota, Metazoa, Rotifera, Eurotatoria, Philodinida, Philodinidae. The record is from the annotation of a GenBank genome assembly.
AUGCCUCGGAAUUUGGAGACCAACAUUCUCACAAAUAAUGGUCUUAAGGAUUUGCCCGAUAACAAGGAAGACUUCCAGUUGAUCUGGCUCGAUGAACACAUUGGUACAUCACCUGAUACGCGUAUGACAGAAAAAAUGCUUCGAUUAUUGAAUGCAAAUACCAAAUUCUAUAAAAAUGAGAACGAAUGCCUUCAAAUGAUUGAAAAUUUACAGGGGCUAGAUAUCCUACUUGUUGUGUCAGGAAUAUUCGCCCACAGUAUUUUGCCUAGAAUUCAUGAACUACGUGCAAUACGUGGAGUCUUUAUAUUUUGCGAAGCAAGUAACUUAUAUCGCUGUCUUCUUGACGAUUAUUCGUCGAAAAUAGUUGAUAUCUAUAACGACCGAGAUGCUUUAUUAAAAUCAAUAUCUAAAACCAUGCAUCUGAUUGAGAAGCAAAAUACGGUUUUUCUUCUUUUCGAUCGGAAACAAAACUCAACACGUGACCUGUCGAGAAAUUUCACAACAUUUCUGUGGCAUAGCCUUCUCAUCCGUGUCCUUAGAAAAAUGACUGUCGAUGAAAAAGCAAAAAAUGAUAUGCUUGAUCAUUGUACUGCCUAUUAUCGACAUAACAAAGAAGAAAUAAAAAAGAUUAAUCAGUUUCGAAUAUCCUACACUUCUGAUCAAGCCAUUAAAUAUUACACUAGUAACUCUUUUCUAUACAAGCUUCUUAAUAGGGCUCUACGUACAGAAGAUGUCAAACUAUUAUAUAUUUUUCGAUUCUUUAUCAUCGAUUUAUGUAGUGAGCUGGAAAAAGAAAAAGAAAAACAAACAAGUAAUGGACCGAUUACUUUAUUUCGAGGCCAACAAAUGUCAAAAGAAGAGUUUGAAAACUUGAAAAUUAAUAUUGGAUCACUCAUAGCUGUCAAUGGCUUUUUAUCAACUUCUCGCAGUGAAGAUAUUGCCCUUGGGUUUAUUUCUUCUGGCAAUAUUACAGAAAAUACGGUAAAAGUACUGUUUAUAAUUAAAGCGGACCCUAAACUGAAAACAGUUGUAUUCGCCGAUAUCAUGGGGCAUAGCGAAUUUUCAUUCGAAGAAGAAGUGCUGUUUUCACUUGGAUCUGCAUUUGAAGUGGAUAGUUGUCACUUUGAUGACGUUCGUGGCAUAUGGUGUAUUCUUCUAAUGGCUACAGACAAUGGGUCAGAGCUAGUACAGACGUUUCUAACCGCGCAAAAUGACCAACUGCAAAUAUAUUCGCCAACAAUCUACUUUGGGCGCCUUUUGAUGAAUGAACUGGGUCAAAUAGAUACUGCUGCUGAAUAUUUCUACAAUCUGCUAACUACCCUACCUGAAGAUCAUCCUGAUAUAGCAGAAGUAUAUAAUCAGAUCGGAGCAGUUCAUUAUUUACGAGCCGCUAAUGAUGUAUGUGUACGACCUGAAAUACAGACUUUUGAGUUACAUAAAAAUGAUUUCGGCGAGGUAAGUUUGGUUGACGUUUCGCAUCUUCCAAGGAAAGAAAAGAAGAAGGCACUAGCUAUGUUUGAAAAAGCUUUAGAGAUACGAAGAAAGGCAUUAGGUGACAAUGAUAUCCGUAUUGCUAAUGUUAUGAAUAAUAUUGGUUCCAUUUAUAAUGAUUGGGGAGAGUAUAGUCGUGCACUUGAAUACUAUAAUCAAGCAUUGACUAUAUUUGAGAAUCUUAAAAUAGAAAACAGCUCUUUCAAAGCAAACAUAUUUGAAAAUAUUGGAAUUGCAUACGAGCGUCAGAAGCAAUACAAAACGGCAUUUGGCUAUUAUACUCGAGUUAGUAAGAUUUAUUUCCAGUGUUUACCUCUAGAACAUCCAUAUUGUGCGCAGAUUGCAACGCAAAUAGCGCAAUUGAGUGAAAAAAUUCUUGACUCCAGCAUUGUCCUCAAAUAUUAUUGCCAAGCAUAUGACAGCUAUGAAAAAAUGCGGCUGCCUUCGGAUCAACAAUUUCAAAAUGUAUGGGAAAAUAUUAUUCGUCAUUCUCUGGCUACAAAUAAUGAAGAACAGGCAAUGGCUUAUUUGAAUAGAGUACUGGAAACUUGUAAGAGAUUUUCACCUCAACUUAAUACAACAUCGCAGCAUUAUAUACACUUUAUGGCACAAAGCUUCGAGAACGUUCUCGAUUUCAACAAGGCCUUAGAAUAUUAUAGAGAAUGUAUUAGAUUAAGUGAAUUAGAAAUGAAUAAACCAAUGAAAUAUUCCAUAUUUUCUCAGUGUGAAUUCCAACAUUUCAUGAAUGAUUUUGACGAAAAAACUUCUGAAGAACACAUCUCUAUAAUCGAAUUUAAGACAAGCGCCUAUGAAAAGCUAUUUUCUUCCAACGAUUUGAAACACGCAUCCUUUCUAAGUAAUAUGGCAAAUCGACUUGUUAAAUAUGAAGCUGAUGACCUUGCAUAUCGUUACUUCCAGAAAGCUUUUGAAAUGUAUGAAGCAUUGGAACUACCAGAUGGAAAUGAAAUGUUCUCUUGUUGGAAAAAUUUAGUCUCGAUUUCCUUCAAGAACAAGGAUGAGCAAUCUGCGCUUCGCUACUUCGAGCGAGCAAGAAAAAAAUGUAAAGAUCUCAAAAAUGAUGAUCCAACCCAAAUAGGCCUUGCCUCUGAUAUGGCUUUUCACUAUCAGAAGAUGCAAAACAUUUCUAAUACUCUUCUAUACUAUGAGAAAGCUUUUGUAGCAGCUGAAGCUAUACGAUCAUUUCAUAACAUUUGUGAAUUGUUAAAAAACAUAUUUGCAGUCUGUUUAUAUAACGGACAGGAGCAAACAUUUUGUUUAUAUAUUUGGCGCGCCGUUAACGUAUUCGAGCAAGAUCCUGUUAAACUAAGCAAGAUAUACUAUUAUAUAGGCGAUUUAUACGAAAAACAAAACAACUUCGAUGAAGCGUUUCGUUAUUAUGAAGAGUUUUUAAAAGCUACUGAGAUGAAAAGCAUUUGCUUCAGUCAGGUUUUAGACCAAAUGUGGACUGACUUUGUAGUACGCAUGGGUGAACAUCCUAUUGGUUGGGAAAUAUCAGGAAUAUUUAGACUAUUUAAAUGCAUGCGUAUUUGUAAUCAUCUGGAUAAGAUACAUUACAAGCGUGCUAUUGUUUUGUAUCUAAUUGGAAAUCUGAAUGAAAAAAUGGGUUUCAGCAAUCGCGCUUUAGACGAUUAUUCAGAGGCAGUUCCAAUGUGGGAAGAAAUUGUGCAGAAGAAGACUGAUGUAAGAGCCAUUGCUGCUUUACAAUACUUGUGGAGAUUCUGUAAUAAUGACCUGAAUUCGCUUGCCAGCUUGCUUAAUAUAGGAACUUUCAAAUCUUUUUACGGGGAAAAAACUCUAGAAAUUGAUCAGUGCAAAUGGCAAUGCAUUCUUCAGCGCUUUAAAAUGUUAAAAAUGGUUCGUUUAAAAGAAAUGUGGAGAUUCCAUAUAGAAUUAAUGACCAACAUAAGAAAUCCAUUAUGGUGCGAUUAUGUAUUUAAGAAAAUGCUCGAAGUAUAUAACGAAGAAUUUGAUGAUGAUAAAGAGAACAUGUCCUCAGAGGAGACUUCAGUUAUAUGCUGUCUCGAAUACGUCAGUCAUUGGUAUUUUGAAAAUCAAGAACUUCAUCAGAGUCUUCGCUAUCGACAAUAUCAGCUAGAACUUGAAUAUAAAAAGUAUAACCAUCGGCAUUGCUAUAUUGGAUGGUCUUUAUGGUUUAUAGGCUUAGUGUUACAUAAAAUGACUGAAUACAGAACGUCAUUAGGAUACCUUACGCAAGCCUUGAAGAUUUUCGAACACAGCUAUGAAACUGAAAAUCUUGACAUUCGAAUGCUCAAGUCUCACAUUUUAGCAACUAGUAUACACGUCACCGAUGACGAAACCUCAAAAGUCAAUAAUUGCAUAAAACAUUCUUUGGCACAGAGAAAUAAGGAAAAAAUCAAGGUUUCCGGAACAUCAUGUGCUCCAACCUUACUAGAAAAAUAUUUUCAUGUUGACUAA